Messenger RNA from Jatropha curcas, 998 nucleotides. RefSeq lists its product as uncharacterized. Lineage: Eukaryota; Viridiplantae; Streptophyta; Magnoliopsida; Malpighiales; Euphorbiaceae. The record is from RefSeq and is a predicted model, not a curated record.
AUUCUCUGCAAAUGGAAACGAUGCAGUUUUUUAUUUCUUCACUCCACAUUUCAAUUAUUCCCUUGCCGGAAAAGGCACGCCAUAAUUAAUUCGAUCCUAAACUUCGCCAAACUUCCAUCUCCAAGAUGACACCUCAAUCUUGUCUCUUUGCCAAACCCAGACCCCAUAAUUCCCAAACCCAUUGACAUAAAAAAGGAAAAAAAAAAAAUGCUUACUCUGUUUUUCUGUUUCCCUCGUUUCCUGUGUCUUCUCUGUUUCCUCCGCCACCUUCGCCGCCUCCACCAUGCGUCCACAGAAUUCUCGGACCAAAUCAAUUCUCGCCACCAAAAUUCACAUUAUGGCCUUGGAUGGCAUUGUCAAUGUGAACUCUUUAUUCACUUUAGCUCUCUUUCUUGGUCUUGCUUGGUACCCUGUUCCUGACCCCACCAUUACUCUUGUCACCGAUCCUUCCUGCACCGCCAGCUCCGCCAUCGUCGAGAACUUAGUCACCUUCCAUGUUUAUUCCUUCAGUUCCUUCCUUUUCUCCAGCCUUGUUGCUUUGGCUCUCAAGCAGGCCAUAAAGAUUGCAGAUAAAGAUGAUGAUAAUAUUAUUAGUGUUGAAGAGUUAGGGAGUGCUUCUCUAGUGCAUGUUGACAUGGUGGCUUUACGGGUUGGGACUUUGGUUUCUGGGUUUGGCUCAGUUUUCGGAUGUGGGUUCUUGAUGAUGGCUUUGGUGAAUUUAGUGCAGAUAAAGUUAGGGAUUUUGGCUUGUGGGAGUUUGUAUACUGUUGCUGCAAUUGGUCCUUUGGUGAUAUUGGUUCCCUUGGCUUUAGUAAUCUAUGUUUUCCUCAUGCUUUAUUCCUUUACUCGCUAGAGUUUUCUGAAUUUAUGUUCAUAGAAUUCAUGAAAAGAUUACACCUUUAUGUUUAUUUAUAUGUUGAAAUUGUUAAAUGGCAACUGUAUUGAGCAUUUGAAAAUAGAAGUGUGUAAAAAUUGAGCAAAUGCUCAAUUUAUGAUUA